Messenger RNA from Striga hermonthica, 1734 nucleotides. The record is from the annotation of a GenBank genome assembly. NCBI's taxonomy places the organism in Eukaryota, Viridiplantae, Streptophyta, Magnoliopsida, Lamiales, Orobanchaceae.
AUGUUUACCCUUUUGUUAUCUCUCCACUGCACCCGUACGUCUUUUGUUAUCGGCCGUUCAAGCAUCCGGAAUUUCUGCUCCAACCAAAUCCUAGAUCCGCCCUACCACCACCAUCUCAGCCCUCCACCGCCGCUGACCCCACAGAGAGACGACGUCUCUCCCGAGCUAGAUCUCACCACCCCUACCUCCGUCAUCUCGAAAUAUACAACCUCUUCCCUGCUCGCCGCCGAGAGGGAAAUUCAAGGACCAGGAGGUGGGCCCUCCAGGAAAGCCCGGUAUCUAAUUUCGAGGACAAGUUUGAUUUCCAGUCUGGGUCCGACUUUACUCUCAGGGAAGGAAAAAGGUGUGUAUAAUAAGAAGUGGAGGCUUUCAGUUGAUGAAAUAAGAGAGUAUAUGAGGAUUAUUGAGCAGUCUACUGAUGAAGUCGAGGAUCUGGAGCAAUUGGCAGCCGAGCUGAGAGCCGAAAUCGUGCACACCGUGGCAAAAACUGGAGGACACUUGAGCUCAAGCUUAGGAGUGGUUGAGCUUACAGUGGCCCUGCUACAUGUUUUCAAUACCCCUGAUGACAAAAUCAUCUGGGAUGUAGGCCAUCAGACCUACGGGCACAAAAUCCUGACUGGUCGGAGGUCGAAAAAGCACACCAUCAGGAAAACUUCAGGGCUAGCUGGCUUUCCCAAAGACGAGAGCAUUUAUGAUGCUUUCGGGGCCGGGCAUAGCUCCACAAGCAUCUCAGCUGGAAUUGGUAUGGCUGUGGCGAGAGAUCUGCUUGGGAACAAGAAUAACAUGGUGUCCGUGAUUGGAGACAGAGCGAUGACAGCUGGACAAGCUUACGAGGCCAUGAACAACGCUCGAUUUCUCGACUCUAACCUAAUCGUUGUCCUAAACGACAACAAACAGGUGUCCUUGCCCACACAGCAACCCUUGACGGGCCCGCCACACCUGUCGAUGCCCUCAGCAGCGCCCUCGGCAAGCUCCAAGCCAGUCCUAUGUUCAGACAGCUCCAUCGGGCCACAAGCCCAUGAAGUGGCGGCCAAGGUCGACGAGUAUGCGAGGGGGAUGAUCAGUGCCACUGGGUCUACGCUGUUUGAGGAGCUUCGGCUUUACUACAUAGGCCCAGUGGACGGUCAUAACAUCGAGAACUUGGUCAACAUUUUCGAAAAGGUCAAGACCAUGCCGGCACCCUGCCCGGUUCUGAUUCAUAUUGUCACGGAAAAAGGGAAAGGAUAUCCGCCGGCCGAAAUAGCUGCCGAUAGGAUGCACGGGUUUGUUAAAUUUGAUCUGACCGAGCAGUACGCGGUCACAUUUGCUGUUGGCUUGGCCUGCGAGGGUCUCAAGCCCUUCUGUGCCAUCUAUUCUUCUUUCCUCCAAAGAGGAUAUGAUCAAAUGGUGCAUGAUGUGGAUCUUCAGAGUUUGCCCGUCCGGUUCGCGAUGGAUCGAUCCGGGUUAGUGGGUGCAGAUGGGCCGACCCAUUGUGGAGCGUCUGAUGUGACCUACAUGGCAUGCUUGCCAAACAUGGUGGUGAUGGCUCCAUCGGACGAGGCUGAGCUCACGCACAUGGUGGCCACUGCAGCCGCCAUAGAUGACCACCAGAGUUGCUUCCGGUUCCCGAGGGGAAAUGGUGUUGGGGCCGUCCUUCCGCCUAAUAACAAAGUAGUUCCACUUGAAGUUGGAAAUGGAAGAGUGCUGUUAGAAGGCAACAAAGUGGCAAUUUUCGGGUGCGGAGCCAUAGUCUAA